Molecule: messenger RNA, 3522 nt
Organism: Pangasianodon hypophthalmus (striped catfish)
Lineage: Eukaryota; Metazoa; Chordata; Actinopteri; Siluriformes; Pangasiidae
Gene: paox
Product: polyamine oxidase
Exons: 7
Coding region: 52-1572 (506 amino acids)
Molecular function (GO): polyamine oxidase activity
Source: RefSeq, a predicted model, not a curated record
CAGACUCCCUGCUGCAGUAUUCAGUACUUUAUACGGCUCAGAGACAGGAAGAUGGCUCUCCGUUCCAGUGUUGAUGCGAGAGUCCUUAUUAUCGGAUGCGGGAUUUCAGGAGUCGGUGCUGCGCAGAAGUUAAUCAGACAGGGCUUCCGAAAUGUCCGCAUUAUUGAAGCAACGUCAAGAAGCGGAGGAAGAGUUAAAACUGGCAGACUGGAUGGUAAAAUUAUAGAAAUAGGUGCCAACUGGAUCCAUGGUCCCUCACAGGAGAACCCAGUGUUUCGCUUGGCCUCCCAGUACCAGUUACUUGAUGAAGAGUGCAUGUCUGAGGAGAAUCAGUCUGUGGACAUUGGUGGUCUUCCGCCUUUGCUUUCCACCUGGCUUUCCAGCUCAGGCAAGAAGCUUGAGGCUGAGGUAAUGGCACCUGCAGUGGAGGUCUUCUUGUCAUUACUUAAGAAGUGCCAGGAGUUCUACACCAGUAGCGAUGCACCCAUGUCUAGUAUGGGGGAGUUUCUUGAAAGAGAGGCUCUCCGGAUCAGCAAUGAAGAAUGGAAAGAAGAUGAGACUAGAAAGCUCAGACAGGCCCUGUUCAGCACACUGAUGAAGCUUGAGUGUGGUGUGAAUGGGACACACACGAUGGAUGAUGUGGACCUUGGAACCUUUGGCAUGUAUAAGUCCCUUCCAGGGCUGGACUGCACUUUCCCAGGAGGCUAUGAUGGCUUAAUUACACACAUGAUGAAUGAACUGCCUAAGGACAUUGUCUUAUUUAAUAAACCAGUUAAGUGCAUUCACUGGAAUAACAUCCACAGUCAGUCAAGCUCAAAGGAAGGAACAUGUCCUGUUACAGUUGAAUGCAUUAAUGGAGAGAUUUUUGAAGCAGAUCAUGUCAUUGUUACCAUUCCACUGGGCUAUAUGAAGAAACACCAUGACACUCUUCUGAAUCCUCCUCUGCCACAACACAAGAUGCACUCCAUCCAGAGAUUGGGUUUUGGGACCAAUAAUAAAAUAUUCUUAGAGUUCGAGCAGCCCUUCUGGGAUGAAGAAUGUGAAGUUAUCUUCCUCGUAUGGGAGGAUGAAUAUGAUCUUCAGAAUCAUGUUUCUGAUAUGAAGACUGCCUGGAUCAGGAAGAUGUCUGGCUUCACUGUACUGAAACCCACAGAGAGGUAUGGACAUAUUCUUUGUGGUUGGAUUGCUGGCCAUGAAUCUGAGUAUAUGGAAACUCUGCCUGAAGAGGAGGUGCUGCACACUGUGACUCGCCUUCUUCGCAGAUUUACAGGAAAUCCAACAAUUGCACCAAAGAAGCUUGUACGGUCCCAGUGGUUCCAUGAUCCCUACACCUGCGGAUCGUACUCUUAUGUGGCGAAAGGUUGCUCAGGUCAAGAUAUCGAUAACCUCGCCGAGCCUCUUCCACUCAUGGGUUCAGAAGCCGAGCCCUUACAGGUGCUGUUUGCUGGAGAGGCCACUCACAAAUCUUUCUUUUCCACUGUCCAUGGCGCUUUACUUACUGGCUGGAGAGAAGCGAACCGUCUCAUAUCACACUACAAUCCAUCACCAAGGAAGGUCACUGCAAAUCUGUAAAGAGUGAACUCUGUGUUUGUUUUAAAGAGAUGCAAAUGAUAUACUGAUAGGAUAAAAAAAGAUCCCUCCAUCUUUGAACAUCAGUUGUAAUAAGAAGGUUUAUCAUUUUAAGUGGCAAGAUUACUUUCAACCUUCUAUUCUUUGUCCAAUAGCAGCAAAAAACACCAAUCCAUCUGAAUUUUUUUUUAUUUUAUUAUUAUUAUUUUUUUACAUAUUAGACAAAUUAUGAAACUAAAAUAAAAAUUUUAAAAAAAUCAGGGUUUAUGAUCAAAUAAUUUCUGAGCAGUUAAUUUGAUUGAGUAGAUUUGUCAAUGUGCAGAAACAGUUACUGUAAUGGUUUUGUCACCUUCUUUUGAAAAACACUGGAGAGCAGAAAAUCUCAUUGGAAAUUCUAACAGAUGAGUAGGAUCACCAUCACCUUUACCACGAUCAUGAGAUUCAAUAAAAGGUUUACGUCUCAGACCUCAUGCAAACAGAGAGCACAGCAACAAGCAGAUGUCAACAGGCAAACCUUUAUUUUAAUCACCAGUAACUGAAAAUAUAGGUUUUAUUGCCUAGAUCUUCUAAGAGUUGAUGCUAGUUAUCUUCUGUAACUCUAGCUGAGUGCUAGUAGUUUAUAGAAACUAUCUAUGCAGUGGGCCCAAAAAGUCAAUGUUUACUUACACCUUUCUGCAUGUUACAUCAUCUAAGGCAGUUUGUCAGAUAUUUAUGGUCUAGCAUUGCUCAGUGACUUUGUGUUACUUCCUUCAUGUAUGCUUAGCUGAUUUAGUUAUAGGCUAGUGGAACAACUGCCAUGUGUUGCUUGUCCUCUGUUACUUCAGCUGUUUAACAGGAUAAAAAAAAAGGGGGGGGGGAGGAUAAAAAUGUGUGGUGUUCCUAAUUUGCAUAUUCUCAGAAUUUAGUGUUGUUAAUUAGGGUAAAAUCUGUGUCCCAGCACUUUUCUGUUGUGUAAUGCAGCACUUCUCAAUCAUUUUUAGUUUAAGGCCACCUUAACUAUGGAUGGAUAGUGUGGAUAGUUACAAGUGAGUCAGCACCAGCGGUCUGUGAAAUUAUGAUUUGUGAUUGGUUAGCACAUAUUUAAUCUUAACAACAUUUCAUAACCUCUACUGUUUUUAAACACAUACCACUCUUUAUAGAUUUACUAAAUUGACAAAAUGACUAAGUAGAGAUACAACUUGGCACCCUGGUUUGAGAACCAUUGGGUUAAUGACUUUCACUGUGUAUAAUUAUUAAUAAUAUGAUGAAUAAUUAUUAUUACUCAGUACAGAAAAAAAAACAGUGGUCACCAGCAUACAAGUGACUAACAAAUGCCUAAAAAAAGAAACAAUUAUUUAAUUAUAUAUAAAGACUAAAGCUGUUAAAUGAUCUGUCUUUUAUACUGUUUAUGAUUCUUUGUUGACAAAAUGAAUGUAACUGGACUUUCAUUAAAACCCCACAAAUAUGACAAAAUAUUGGUGAUACAAACUGUUUGAUUGUUUCAGCAUUUUAGGUUCCAGUGUCUACCAUGAAGAUAUUAUUGUUUUUCCCGAUUCUUUCUUUUUGAAUGUCUACUGCAGAGCAAUAUUUCUGUGGUAAAUUAAACAAACACAGUUUUCUUCUUACUCUGAAUGCAUUUGAUCAGUCAGGAGAUGAUGGGUAUCUAAGGUUUGCUUAUUUAGUUUUGUACUGGAGCUACAAGCAUAAUGUAUCUUAAAGUAAGAGACAGCUUUUCUAGUUGUUUUUUUCUGAUUCGUUUGACUCUUUAUGUAUGACCAUGAUUCCUGUUUCAUGUCAUCUUCUGGGUGCGUUGUACGUAAUGAGAAGGAUGUGCCUUUUCCUAUAAGUCCUCUUGUCUCUCCUCCAUUUUCUCUUCUUCUCUCACUCCUUUCACUCUUUUUUUAACAGCUUUAAAAAAAAACACUAAAUACUGUAAUGAUCUGUGAGAUCUCAAUAAAUAGUCUGUAAAAUUCA